UGAGGGUUAGUUGUUCAUUCCGGGCAGUUGUAACGAGUGAACCGACUCGGUGGUUGUUGUAGCAACCGUCUUCUAGCGUGAACAGCAACAACGCGGACAUCGUGUGUAUCGUCGUUAGUUGAAGAAGCGAAUCGUUGAGAUAAAAUGAGAUAAUCCAGUGUGGUUUGUGUUCGUUCGGGAUAAAGUUAGCUAGAUAUCACAGUGAGGCUAAGAGCUGUAUUAGAACAUUAGCAAGACUCCACUGCAGUGAACAGAGGGAUGAGAAUAAUCUCUGCUUUGCUAGUUUCAUGUUGUAUGUGAGUAUAAACUAGUAGCUUGUAGCAGUGUUAGCAUGUCGGCUGUUAGCAGUCUCGUCCCUGCACGGUUUCUCACCAUCAUAGCCCAUCUUGUCAUCGUUAUCACGAUCUUCUGGUCAAGGGAAAACAACGUAAAGGCCUGUUUGCCUUUGGAUUUCACACAAGAGCAAUAUGACAAUGAAGACAGGAAUUUGGUGGUGGCACUGGCUGUCACCCUCGGACUGUUUGUCAUCGAGCUGGCUGGAUUCUUCUCAGGAGUGUCCAUGUUCAACUGCAGCCAAGGUCUCCUGUCAACAGGAGUCCAUGCCAGUGCCUCAGUGGCUCUGCUUUUCUUUCUUUUUGAGCAGUGGGAGUGUGACAUCUACUGGUGGAUCCUUGCCAUUUGCAGCGUGUUACCUGCAUUUGUGGAGAUUCUUCUGUUUAUAGCUGUUUUCGGUCUGAAGAAGAAGCCACUAUGAAAGACAAUCCAGGCGUGAAGUGCUUUGAAAUACAGUCUACAUCUGUCUCAAUGAGUCAAAAGCGAAACCAAGAAACAUCAAUUGAAUAUAUGAGCGACUGUAUCUGCAACCUUUUUUAUGUAUUUUGAAUUAGAUAGAUGCAGAGUGUUUAUUUUUCAAAUGUCUCAGUCAUUAGUUUAGAAAGAAUUUGCGAGAAUGUCAGUUGUAGCUUUUUUGUAACUUUGUGGAGAAAUGAAUGCUUAUUUGUAAAUAACAAUCGUCAAAUGUCAAAUUUCUAUGGAAAAUCUUAGAAUGCUACUUUCAAUCCAAAUAUACUUUGUACAAACUCUUUCUAAAACUGUUGU
Molecule: messenger RNA, 1098 nt
Organism: Paralichthys olivaceus (Japanese flounder)
Lineage: Eukaryota; Metazoa; Chordata; Actinopteri; Pleuronectiformes; Paralichthyidae
Product: transmembrane protein 107
Biological process (GO): protein localization to ciliary transition zone; non-motile cilium assembly
Cellular component (GO): MKS complex
Source: RefSeq, a predicted model, not a curated record